GCAGCAGUGAUAUUACCAAGUGAGAAGCAGAGAGUGGUGUUUCAGUAAAAGGCUGUUGAUUUGAGUUUUUAACGUAUUUUCAGUGAUAAUUAAAUCAUGAAGGUGACGGACAGCAGUGUGAUCCGUUUUCACCUCCAAGUGAUUUACGGGAUAACUGUGAAGAGCUUUGAGAAGAGAAAGGAGCGACUGUUCUUCGGUGGUGCAAAGAUCUUCGGUGUUCCUCUGGAGAAUUUACCCAGGAGAUACAUCCCUGAGUUUGGCCUGGUGCCCUGUUUUCUGGUGGAUGCUUGUUCCUUUCUCCUGGAGCGUGCAGGGACUGUCGGCCUGUUCAGGAAACCAGGCUCGCUUCCCCGCAUCAAGAACAUCAGGGCCAAGCUGAAUAGAGGAGAGGGGUGCCUGUCCACAGCCCUUCCCUAUGACGUUUCAACGCUCAUCAAACAGUUCUGCAGGGAGCUGCCGGAGCCGUUGUUCCCCUCUGAGCUCCACCCGGCGCUGCUCAAGGCCCAGUCGCUGUCCAACCCUCAGGACAGGACUUCAGCCCUGCAGCUGCUGUCCUGUUUGCUUCCCGCCAGGAACUCCUCCUGUCUGCAUUACCUGUUCGACUUCCUCUGCAAAAUCUCCAAAAGAUGCAAUGAGAACUUGAUGACCAGCUCCAACCUCGCCACGGUCUUCGGUCCGUGUCUCCUGCCGCCUCCCAACAAGGCGGAGAUGUCCGAAGGGCGACUUGAACUCAGAGUUCUCGUCUUAAACACCUUCAUUGAAAAUCCUCACUUAUUCGGAGUGAUUCCUAAAGUUGUGAUGGACAGUAUGGAGUUCCUGAUUAAUUUCCAUCAUCCGAAAGACGCAAAGAGAGGACACAGAAAACGACACAGUUUCAAAGUCAUACGGUCUGUGAAGACGGCGCCCUGGAUCCCAGCGAGGUCAAAGGUCAGACCUGCAGACUCUGAGCAGAGCCAAGAGUCCACCUCAGGGGACAGACCGGGGCUCAGGAGGAGCUUCGGCCUGGAGACUUUCCCCAACGUCCUGCUGUUCAGGAACUGUAUGCCUUCUGCAGAUAAAGAGUUCAGUCCUGCAGCAGCUUCGUUGGAGAGUCCCAGUCCUGCUACCAAAGAGGCAUUCAAGACCCCUAAAAGAGAUCUGUAUCUGGGUAAUUUCUCGAGGUUCAUCAGAGGACAGGGUGCAGACGGCUCCGCUGUGCUCACUGGUGUCGGAAAACUGCAGCUCAGUCCUUGGAGAAGACGCACGUCAUUAUAAUCUUUUUAAAUAUUCAGAAGUCAUGUGGGUUGCCCUACAUGUUUUUACACAUUUUAACAUUUUAAUGAAUGUACAUAUUUAUUUGACAACAACACUUUUGUAUGGAUGAACGGUCACCAUCUUUUUUUAUCAAGUGAAUAAAUGUUUUUCAACUUU
Molecule: messenger RNA, 1410 nt
Organism: Centropristis striata (black sea bass)
Lineage: Eukaryota; Metazoa; Chordata; Actinopteri; Perciformes; Serranidae
Product: rho GTPase-activating protein 11A-like
Exons: 8
Coding region: 97-1254 (385 amino acids)
Biological process (GO): signal transduction
Source: RefSeq, a predicted model, not a curated record